Molecule: messenger RNA, 3095 nt
Organism: Candoia aspera
Lineage: Eukaryota; Metazoa; Chordata; Lepidosauria; Squamata; Candoiidae
Gene: STAR
Product: steroidogenic acute regulatory protein
Exons: 7
Coding region: 123-983 (286 amino acids)
Biological process (GO): steroid biosynthetic process; regulation of steroid biosynthetic process; intracellular cholesterol transport
Cellular component (GO): mitochondrion
Molecular function (GO): cholesterol transfer activity; cholesterol binding
Source: RefSeq, a predicted model, not a curated record
CACUGUAUUUAAGGGAAGAGACCAGCAAAGCCUCCAGUGACAGCGAUAAUUCCUGGGGCUCAGAGAUACAAGGAGUGGAAACAAAAGUCAGGAAUCCUUUGAGACUUUUAAGGACUCUCACAAUGCUGCCAGCAACAUUCAAGCUUUGUGCCGGCAUUUCCUACAGACAUUUGCACAACAUGACAGGUUUGAAGAGACAAGCAGCUGUUGCCAUUGUCCAGGAGCUGAAGAAAGUAGCAUUUUCCAGGCCUGGUCCUACCCAGUGGAUCAACAACUUACACAGAAGGAGUUCUCUACUAGGUUCUAGGCUGGAAGAGAACCCUUUCAGUGAUAUGGAGAUGUCAUACAUCAAGCAAGGAGAGGAAGCUCUUCAGAAGUCUCUGAAUAUUCUUGGAGAAAAAAACGGCUGGAAAACAGAGGCAGUGAUGGACAAUGGUGACAAGGUCUUGAGCAAAGUGCUGCCUGAUGUGGGGAAGGUUUUCCAGCUUGAGGUGGUGGUUGAUCAACCCCUGGAUUGUGUCUAUGAUGAGUUAGUGGACAAGAUGGAGCAGAUGGGAGAUUGGAAUCCAAAUAUUAAAGAAAUCAAGAUUCUCCAGAAGAUUGGCAAAGAUAUCGUAAUCACUCAUGAAACCUCUGCAGCAACCCCUGGCAACAUAGUUGGUCCAAGAGACUUCGUCAGCGUCCGUUGUUCCAGGAGGCGUGGUUCUACAUGCCUGUUAGCUGGCAUGUCAACCACCUACGCGGCCAUGCCAGAACAAAAAGGAGUUAUCAGAGCUGAGAACGGUCCCACAUGCAUGGUUCUUCGUCCAGUCCUAGGAGAUCCCUCACAAACCAAGUUAACAUGGCUUCUCAGCAUUGAUUUAAAGGGAUGGCUUCCGAAGACACUAAUCAACCAAGUUCUUUCGCAAACCCAAAUGGAUUUUGCUAACCAUCUCCGCAAUCGUUUGACCAAAUCUGUAUCUGCGCAGGCCAUCAGAUACUGAAAAGAAAGUUCCCCACCUGGCAAUUCUUCCUGGACAAUUCUCUCACUCCAUCCCACUCAUGGAUCACUUACUGAAGACUCUAUUCCCAGAGAAUUGAUGCUUAUCACUCUUGAAAUUAACUCCUCUGUCCUGUUAAGAUGCAGACUUCUUCUUUGCUUUUUUGUUGCAUCCUUAUGUUUAACAGCCUUCCCUUAGAAAGAUGUGCACAAAGGUUGGGUUCAGGACUCUGGCAGAGUAAGAUAUCUGCCUCAGUUGGCAGGUACUGAAGGUGAUACCAAGUGGUAUCAAUGGUGAUAUCAACCAUGCAGUUUGCUGGGACCCCCAAGGUUAGCCUAUUGCUUGCACGGGCAAGAUGUUGCAUCUUAUUUCUGAUCAACUUCGAAACACUGAAACGGGUAAGGCAGGAUGAACUAUAUUGAGAAGCAGGUGAUCUCCCUCUUUGCAUGUUACAUUCACAGUAAGCCUAUGUAAUAGGCUAGAAUAGGACAUCACUGGGACCCAUGGUCAACCAGAGAGGUUCAAGACUAAAAGAGGAAGGAACCAACAUCUUUGAUGAACAGAUUACUGUUCCACCUGGACAAUACUGCACUGGCUCUCUGUACCUGGUUUACUAUUCAGUGUGCCUGGAGUGGUUAACCUAUCUUGGAUACUUACCUAUAACAUGAUGCCAGGUUCUGUCUGUAACCUCUUCAUUUCAAGCAACUGACAGGAACCAGGAGAUGAGAGGAGCUUUGCAGAAGGAUUUGGAGAAUUAUGCCUACAGUGCUUGGUAGACAGAUAGUCUGACCUGUAGUUAAGGCUGCUCUGAAUGCUCUAAAAUACUUUUACAGGAAAAAGUGUCAUGUCCAGAGUGAUACCUUAGUUAAAAGAUGCUGGCUGUCACCUCCUCUCACAAUCAGUUGAUUCAUCAUCCCACCUGGCAGCAGAUGAUCAGCUGGGGUUGUAUUACAGCAGCCAUUUUUACAGUCCUCCUAGGUGCUAGAGGAAGCUGUCAUUUCCUUCCCCAUCAUUUACAACCUCUUUUCCAAACCAGGAUUGUCACUACCAAUAGUGACAAGAUUGGUAGUGACAGAGGGGUGCCCUACCUGCCUGUUUUUGCUGUUCUUUACUACCAUGGUGUGGCUCCUAAAUCUUGGGAAAGGUAAGGAUUAAUUCCAGGGCCAUUAGUUCCUAUGAUACAUCUAAGUGGAGUUAAUUGAAUUCUGCAAUAUUGACUUUGUUUAGAGCUAAAUUUAAAUCUAACUCCAUUAGUUGACCUGGUCAACUAACUUCCUUUUUACGUUUCCACAAAACACUAAGCCUCCAUGGAUCCAGUUUAAGUGUGCCAUGGAAACACAAACUAUGCAUAGUAUUAGAUUAUGCCCAAUGCCUAAUUAUUCCUGGAAACUAGACCUGCCUCAUCCCUUCCACCUUAUUAUUGUUUCUGCCUCAUUUGUUUGCUUCCCCUAGCAGGCCUAAGAAACCAAUCAAGAUGUGUGGCAAUUAUUGUCUUCCACCUCUCUGUUUUCUUCUUUGGAGAAGAUAGAUAAAAUGGGAAAUUCCAAAGAUUAGCAUGAAGACAAUCCAUCCACCCUUGGCAAGUAGAUCAAGGUUUUUCAAACUUGGCAACUUUAAGAUGGGUGGACUUCACCACAGAAUUCCACAGCCAGCAUGGAGUUGAAGGCCACGCAUCUCAAAGUUGCCAAGUUUGAAAAGGACUGAGAUAGAUGCACAGUGUAGCCAACCCUCGAGGCCAGUUGUAUCCUAGGUUUUUCAAACGUGCUACCUAAUUAUAUCUGAACCUUAGCCUAAGGGAAAGGGUAAAAAGCUACUUUUUCAGAUCAACCAAAACUGGUAGAUAGUCCCUGCCUGAUAACACAGUCACUAAACACCAGAGUUGAUGGUAGCUUACAUUUUAGAAGCCAAAUAACAGUUCGGGAUCAUACCCUCCAAAAUUCCACAUAUGAAAACAGUCAGAUUCAAGGAUUUACAAACCUGCUGCUUACUUGGUAAGGAUCUCUGCUUAUUCUGUCCUCAUUAUAUAUUGCAGAAGCUUUUCCUCUGCCUGAAAGAGUUUGAAAAAAGUCUGUUCUGCACUAUUUUAAUAGCAAAGAGGAUUUUGGUUUGUCUUUU